Molecule: messenger RNA, 3241 nt
Organism: Phialemonium atrogriseum
Lineage: Eukaryota; Fungi; Ascomycota; Sordariomycetes; Cephalothecales; Cephalothecaceae
Exons: 15
Coding region: 20-3199 (1059 amino acids)
Source: RefSeq, a predicted model, not a curated record
AGGUAACCUGAGCUGGAGCAUGAUCUUGAGAAAAUACUUGAACGCGGUGUGCCACAUCGUGCCUGUGCAGCGCGAAGACCGACAUUUGUUGGCAUCGAUUGUCUUCAUUCUUCAACUUUUCAAAUCCAUUUCGGCCCGUCUUCUCCUACUUCUUUCAUAUCUGCAAACCUGUCUCGGUUCGUUUGAAAACAUGACCCGCAAGCCAAUCGAACAUGAGGAAGCGUCGCGCUCAUUUGAACCUCGCCAGUCAUCCCCCUCUGGCGAAUCACAGAGCAGUGCUGGUGGAAGCUCCAACCACCAUCCUCGACAUUCUUCGGUCUUAUCAGCCCAGAGCAACGGCGUCCCCGCAACUGGAAGAGGCAGCGAGCAGAGGACGAUACUGGCGCGCGACCUUGCGCUCCUCUCCAUUGAGAAUGACCAGCCCAGAACUCCGUCCAUAUCCGUAUCCGGAUCUGCUGCCGAGACCGGCACGGAAUCAACCCAGGGUUGGACGCCCGCGUCAAGCCGAGCGUCUUCUAGCAUCUCCUGGGGCGGCGUCAACGCCCGACUCGACGCGCUGGUGUUCUCUCAAGCCGGCAGUGCUACCCCGCCGGGUCGUCGUCCGAGCUCAAGCCGCCUUCACACUGAUAGCCGUGGCUCUGACGUGGCCAGGUCCGAAACGGCGAGCACCCAGUCCCGCCGACGACGUUCGAGCUCUCGGCUCGCCGAGCCGCGCCACGAGGUUGAAAGCGAGGAACUACCGUCCGAGCCCUUCCAUGCGCCCGCAUUCCAAGCGGCGUUUGGCGAUGCGAAGGACCUCGUUUCCAUGAUAAAGAACGGGCUUUCAACGAGCGAUCUUAGCCGUGAGCCUGAAUCAACGUUGGCAAGACUUGUUCGAGAGUCUACACGGCUGGCGAACUUCGAGUGUCAAAAUACCCGGACUGUGGGCUUGGUUGGGGAUUCAGGUGUUGGCAAGAGCAGCCUCAUCAAUUCUCUUCUUGACGUGAAGGAUCUGGCACGCGCGAGCAACAGCGGGGCUGCGUGUACAUGCGUUGCUACUGAAUACCACUACCAUAACCGCGAUGAUAUCACUGUUGAAGUGGAAUAUUUCACCCUGGAUGAGCUGCGAGGACAGAUUGUCGAACUUCUGCGGAACUACAGGUUUUUCCACCUCCACCGGCAGACCAUCACAGAUGAAGCCGAGCUGCGAGAUUGCGAAGAGCGAGCGAACUUGGCCCGAGACACAUUCCUUGCUAUGUUCCCCACGCACCUUGCCGAAGAUGACAGCCUUCUACUCCAGAAUUCCGAGGAAGACGCUCUCGGAAACCUCAUGCAUUGGGUUGGGCAAGCUGAUCACCUCCUCCAAGGUAAUCAGAGUGCUAUUCGGCGGGAGGUUAUUCUAACCCACAGGCAAUGUUCCGACAGAUUGAUGCAGCUCACCUCAGACCGCCGAGAUACAAACGAGCGGUCGGCCCCAUGGCCUUUUAUCCGCUGUAUCAGAGUUUACCUGAGGACUUUCAUUUUGAGCAAGGGGCUUAUAUUGGUGGACUUGCCAGGCCUUCGGGAUCUGAACUCGGCGCGGCGCAAGAUCACGGAACGGUACAUGCGAAACUGUGACGAGGUUUUCGUCGUCUGCAACAUCGGACGAGCCACUUCCGACGAGGGGGUCAAGAGUGUCAUCGACCUCGCAUGCAAGGCAAAUAUGCACAAUGUCGGCAUUGUGUGUACGAAGUCAGAUGACAUCCGGCCCGACGAAGCGCAACGGGACUGGAGAGGUGACAACGCCAGGAAAAUCCAACGUUGGCGUACUUCGAUCCGCGAGGAUAGCGCAGCACUUGAUGGCCUAGAAACCCGUAUCGAUGACUAUGCCGGUGAGGAGGAAUUGAGCCCGGAGGAACAGAGAGAGUUCCAGCGGCUACGACAGAAGAGAAUUCGGGUGAAACAACGAUUGAACGACACCCGUUUCAAACUGGAACGCUUUAUCGUGACAACACGGAACGGGAUAGUCACGAAAGAGCUCCGAAGCCUCUACCAGGACAGAAUCCCCAGCUCCCCGCUGGAAGUAUUCUGCGUAAGUAAUACGAUGUACUGGGAAUAUCGUGACAAACCAGAAAAUGUUUCAAAGCCGUAUCUCGAUCUGAGCGGAAUCCUGGAACUCCGGAAGCACGCAAUUUCUAUUGUUGCCCAGAAUCAGCAUCGCACCGCGAGUCGAUACAUGAAAGACGAUAUCCCCGCCUUCAUCGGCUCGGUUAAGCUCUGGGUUCAAUCCGGUGCAACCAUUGCUUCCGUUGAGAGAAAGAUGAUCAUCUACAACACUGUGCAGCAAGCCGAGGUGAUGCUCGCCCAAUCACUUGCAUCACCCGUAUCCCGGCCACAGCACGUUGGGGGGAUUUUAUGCGAUAUCUUCAAGGCGUUGGUGUAUGACAGGCGAAACAUAGCCGCCUGGUCCGAAGGCUCCUCUAAUGCCGCAAGGAGGUGGUCACCAUGGGCUUGGAAUACAUACGGAGCAUUCUGCCGAAGGCACGGUGAGUUCCAGAGCAGCAGCGUUGGAUGGCAUAACUGGAACGAAGAAGCCAUGGCCAUUAUGAUGAGUGUGGCUCCGGACCACUGGCAAGGUCUUACCACUGCCGUUCAAACCCUCUACCAGGAGAUAUCGACGCAGACAAACGGUUCUCUAACGCAGGCCAGGAUGCUUCUCGAAACCGUGAUUGACGGCACGCCGAGUCCAAUUGAAACCCUGUGUUAUAACAUCGAACACCGUCGAAGGCAGCUCGAUUCGGAGAUUUCGGGAUCGUUUGAGCUAUUCAAUCGCAGACUCUCUUCACUAAGGACGGAUGCGCUUUCAUGCAUUCGGACCUCAACUAUGAUGAUGCUCGUGGAGCCAGUGUACGACGCAGCCUGCAUGACCACUGGGGGUAAGGGCACCCAUGCUCGGCAAGUAGCCGAGAUCACAAGGGGGUUUGGAGACCAACGCCUCUUCCAAGACCUAUAUAUGGAAGCCAUAACUCAAUUCUCCGAACUGGCCAACAAUUUAGGCACUGAGGUCAGAACGGCGAUUGCGAAUCAUCUAUGUGCUGUGAAGCUUGAUAUGGAUUCGGUGAGGAACGACAAUGUAGCGCUGGAAAGUGAGCGAGACCCAGAGUUUCGAAGAAGGAUGGAGCAGUUGGUGUUGGUUGCGGAAGGAAGGGUUGGAGUCCUUCAUCAUCGUGCCCAUAUCUAGUCUUUUCUUUCUUUCUUUCUUUUUUUUUUUUUUUUUUUUUUU